UUUGAAUCUUCUUUACUUACACACAUACAUAGUAACAAUGUCAACUCAGAAUACUGAAGCAAUAAAUACCCUGAAGGGUAUGUUCCCUAGCGUAGAUCCCGAAGUAUGUGAAGCAGUAUUUGAAGCCAAUCAAGCAAAUUUAGAACAAAGUAUAAAUGCUCUUUUGAGUAUGUCUGACCCAAACUACAAGAGUGAAGAAAAUAUUCCAGCUCAAACCGAAUCUGGACCUAAUACUAGCGAACAAAUUAAACGUGAUGAAGAAUUAGCUAGAAGUUUAGCAGCCGAAGCAGAUAGUAAGUUUUUAUUUUUAAAAUAACUUUUUCAUAUAUCUAAAUUUUUGAUUUUUGAUUUUAGGACAAUUUUAUGCCGAAAAUCCUCAAUAUGAUGCACAACAACAACGACAGCAACAUGGACAGCAAUCACCGCCUCAACAGCAACAACAAUCUGCUUUCCCUGAUUUUUCAGAGGAACUUCCAAUAAUUAAAGAAAAAAUUGUUCAGGCUGUUGACAGUAAGUUAAAAAAUUUUAGCAACAAAAAAGAAAGCUAAAGAAUGGUACGAAA
Messenger RNA from Rhizophagus irregularis DAOM 181602=DAOM 197198, 562 nucleotides. Lineage: Eukaryota; Fungi; Glomeromycota; Glomeromycetes; Glomerales; Glomeraceae. The record is from RefSeq and is a predicted model, not a curated record.